Dryobates pubescens (Downy woodpecker) is the source of this 2318-nucleotide messenger RNA. It is a transcript of the gene SMIM10L3, whose product is annotated as small integral membrane protein 10-like protein 2A. The transcript has 2 exons. Lineage: Eukaryota; Metazoa; Chordata; Aves; Piciformes; Picidae. The coding region runs from base 88 to 294 and encodes 68 amino acids. The record is from RefSeq and is a predicted model, not a curated record.
CUCCCCGCUGGCGACACCCACCGCCGGGCGCGGGGAGGGGGCGGUUGCGGGGCCCGGGCGGCGCGGCACGGCCGCUGCAGCGGGUAUAUGGCGACGGUUCUGUCCGCCCUCGCUGCCAGGCUCUCCCAGUCAGCCGCGGCCAGGUCCUACGGGGUGUUCUGCAAGGGGCUGACUAGGACCCUGCUCAUCUUCUUCGACCUGGCCUGGAAGCUUCGCAUUAACUUCCCCUACCUCUACAUUGUCGCCUCCAUGAUGCUUAACGUGCGGCUGCAGGUCCAUAUUGAGAUCCACUGACUUGUGACUUGGUGUGCUGCAACUAGAGUCGAUCACAGUCUUCAAAUUCAGCCUGCUGUGAAACAGCAAAACUAUGCUUGUCUUCUCUAGGACUACAAAGAAACCAGGAUGUGACUGUGGCCCAGAUCAUCACAAGGCAGCAGCUCACCUGACACACAUGCAUUCCGUGUUGAACAAUUCUCAAAAUCCUAGUAGCAGUUUACAAGAACUAUUUUAUUUUAACAUCAGGAACUGUUCGCUCUUUAAUACUAUACCUCUGCCUUCUACUGGCAAGGAAAUGCCUCUGAGUUUCAGUGAAUCAGCAGGGAGGAACUCAAGUGCAGCUGCUCUGUGGAAGGAUUCAUUUCAUCUGCACUUUUCUUUUGGUAAAGACAGUCUUGCAGCGAUAAACCCUAUCAUUAGUAGCAUUUCAGUAAUGGGCUGGCUGGAGAAAGCUUGUAGUUUUGCUGGAGACUUUAGCUCAUGCUGUCCAGGAGGUACCUUUGUAUGUUUUGCACACUUCUGGCUGGGAAAUUUGCAGGAUAAUAAAAUCCUGCAGUUUCUGGAAUUAGAAACGAGUGGUAGCAGAGAGACCAGAUCACAUAUUACAUUUCUUAAAGAGCUGGAGCUCGGUGGACUUCCUGAUCUUGAUUCUAUUCUGAUUGCCUCACUGAAAGAAUACGCUCUGGGACCCUUGAACAACCAGACACCAUGUUUUUUUCUUUGUUACUUAAUCCUUGUAUCUUCAGAGCAAACACUUGGAUGCAAGCAAAUGCAUUCACAUCUACAAUAUGUAACUAAUAAUUUUCACAUCAUACAGCUAGUAAUUUCUGUGCUAGCUCUUGCACUAGCAGGUCUCUGGUAUGCAGUAGUGAAGGUAAAAAGAAUACUAAGAUUUUAAUAAUUGCUAUUUUUAACAUUAAUAGGAAUGUACCUGAAUAACAGACAAGGUUACAGUUCAGGUUUUAGGGAGAAGGAGACAGCUAAGUAAACGUAUUUGUGUAAUUGCUAGUAAAACUGGCUGUUGGAAGAAUAGCAACUUUUUUUUUUUUGUCAAGGAGUAUCUACAUCUGAAAGAACUUCUUAAUCUCAAAACUCUUUGUGACUUUUGCAGGUCUGCCAUUAACACUAGACUGGAACCCAAUUUGAUUGUUUCGCACAGGUCCUCUGUUUUCUUUAGGGUUUCUAUUAGCAGAGAGUUCUGGCUACUAUUUACAACCAUUGCAAAUGAAAUUGUUUCUUGCAGAAUUGAAUUCCUUCUCUGAAUCCAACAGUAAGGAAAGUAUCAGUCCUCAGAACACUUUGAACUGGAAAGCUGUUGGGAGAAUGGUCUUCAAUACAGCAUAAUUCUCAGCAGUGUUCCUUUUCAGGGGUGGUACUGCUCUAAUCUCUACAGUAUCUCAUGAACUUUAUUGUGCUACAAUAGACACCACAAACAGUUUUCUAAAAGAAUGUUGCCUUUCCUUGAGGAAAAGUGAUUGUUAUCACUGAAACCUGGUAAUCACUUCUGGGCCUGUUGACUUUGGCUUUGUGACAGACUUUUGACAGCGAGGUUUGGCAAAGAAUGGAGCAAGAAUGUUGGAAGCAAUAGAGCUGUUUGUGAAUAAGAAUUUGCAGGAAUAGGCUCUCAUGGGCACCUACAUGGAGAAACUCAUUGUGCAGUAGGUCAAAGUUUGAACUCUGCGUCCAAAAUUCUCAGCAGGGAGUUGGUGUAGGUGGGAUAAAUGUGCUCUAGGGACUUGCCUAAAGAGUGAGGUAUUGAUACAGUCAGGUUGCAUUCUCAGCUCACCCUUUACUCUCAGUUAAAAGUGAGGACUUAAAGCAGAGUUAUGUCAUGCCAGUGAUUUGCACACGCAGUAUCCUUUUUGCUAGCUAUCUCACUUCAGUUUGGAAAGAGACUGAGUGGUGUUGCAUUUAGUCUGAACUAAAUUACUCUGGAAAGCCAGUGGAGUUUCUAAUGUGUUUGUUGGGGUGUUAGCACACCUGUGUGAAGUCCUUGAUUGUGAAGAUGAGAUACUGGUUAUCAGUGUUACAGGGAGAAUUGU